This is a messenger RNA of Thamnophis sirtalis, 2787 nucleotides long. The record is from RefSeq and is a predicted model, not a curated record. Lineage: Eukaryota; Metazoa; Chordata; Lepidosauria; Squamata; Natricidae.
AACGUGCUGGCCAAGGCCCUCUACGACAACGUGGCCGAAUCCCCGGACGAGCUCUCCUUCCGCAAGGGGGACAUCAUGACGGUGCUGGAACGCAACACACAAGGCCUGGACGGCUGGUGGCUCUGCUCCUUGCAUGGCCGGCAGGGCAUCGUGCCAGGCAACCGCCUCAAGAUCCUGGUGGGGAUGUACGACAAGAAGCAGCUCCCGGGGCCCCACCAGGGGCCCCUCCAGCCUUUGCUGCCCCAGCCCGCAGGACAAACCCCACUGGCCUUUCCCCAGCAAGGGGGCUACACCCCUCUCUCCCCUGCCUCUCAGUACACCCCCAUGCACCCUUCCUACCUCCCCCAAGAGGACAACGUCUACUUAGUGCCAGCGCCCAACAAGACCCCAGGGCCCCCGGGGCCCUUCCAGUCUCCUGCCGGCAAGCAGAUUUCCGCCUACGCCAAGCAAAGUCCUUCUCAAGGCCAGGAUGUUUAUCAGGUGCCAGCCGGGCCGGCCUGCCCCUCCCAGGACAUUUACCAAGUCCCUCCAGCCCCCUCCGGCCUGGGGCAGGACAUUUACCAGGUCCCUCCUUCCCUGGAUGGCCACGGCUGGGACCCCCCCAAAGCCCAAGGCAAGGUGGUGAUCCCCACACGGGUGGGGCAAGUCUACGUUUACGAGACCUGUCCGAAAGGAGAGCAGCAGGACGAGUAUGACAUUCCUCGGCAGCUCCAGGAGAUUUACGACGUGCCCCCCACAAGGGGCUUGAUGGUGAACCGGAGUGGCCAGGAAGUCUACGACAGCCCUGCGAUGAUGGGCAAGACUGCCAACAGUGGAGCUCAUGAGAUCUACGAUGUGCCCCCCAGCGUGGAGAAGAACCUGCCAGUGGUAUAUGACAUCCCUCCGUCAGUCAGCAAGGAUGUUCCAGAUGGCCCCCUGAGGGAGGAGACCUACGACGUGCCCCCCGCCUUCUGCAAGGUGAAGCCCUUCGACCCGUCGCGUCAUCCGCUCAUCCUGGCUCCACCUUUGGCGCCCCUGGCGGAGCCUCCCUUGCCUGAAGACGUCUACGACGUGCCUCCCCCCGCCACCAAAGGGGUGUCAGAAGCUCAGGAGAUCUACGACGUCCCACCAGGGCUGAGAAAACUGGCCAGCCAGGAGUUGUACGACGUGCCGCGAGAGCUGACCCUCGGUGGAAAGGACGGAGAAGCUGACUACAUCUACGACGUCCCCCCACAGGCUGAUCGGGCUGACGGCAAGCGGCUUUCGGCCUCCAGCACGGGCAGUACCCGCAGCAACCUUUCCAAUUCUUCUCUGGACAUGGUGCCCGUUCGGGAAGCUCCGGACAAGGAGUUACCCCUCGACCAGGAUGUUGCAAUGGAGACGCUGGCCCGGCUCCAGAGCAACGUCAACACAUCUGUCUCGUCUCUCAUGUCUUUCAUCAGUGGCAGCUGGCGCAGCCCCGAGAGGAUGGAGACCCACGCGGGACACAUCCGGGGGGCAGCGGAGAGCAUCAAGGGCGCCCUCAGGGAACUGCUGGAAUUUGCUCGUGGGGUGGUGGGCAGCGCCGCCCAGGCCUCCGACCGCUCCCUUUAUUCCAAGCUCAGCAAGCAGGUGCAGAAGAUGGAGGAGGUCUACCAGGCGCUACUACGGCACAGCCAGGCCUUGGAGGGUUGCGGCUGGGCCCCUAGCGCCCUGGUUGCUGCCAAGCCGGGGGCGCCGGAUGACCUCGAGCACCUGGUCAUGUACUCGCGGGGGGUGCCUGACGACACCAAGCAGCUGGCCUCCUUCCUGCAUGGCAAUGCCUCGUUGCUCUUCAGACGGACCAGGGGGUCCCCGGCUUCCUCGGGGGAGGGUGGCCAUCCCCACGGCACACCCUCUGAGAAGGCCAGCAACAUCCAGUCGCGGCCCCUGCCUUCUCCGCCCAAGUUCCUGGCCCAGGACUCGCCCGACGGGCAGUACGAGAACAACGAGGGCGGCUGGAUGGAAGACUAUGACUACGUGCACCUCCAGCUGAAGCAAUUUGAGCGACUGGAACAGGAGGUGACUCGCCCCAUCGACAAUGACCUGUCCAACUGGACACCCCCACAACACUACCCUCACGUGCGGGGCGGCGGCACAGCCCUAGGGCCCUCCGACCGGCAGCUGCUGCUCUUCUACCUGGAACAGUGUGAGGCCAACCUCACGACGUUGACCAACGCCGUGGACGCCUUCUUCACUGCCGUGAACACUAACCAGCCCCCCAAGAUCUUUGUGGCACACAGCAAGUUCGUCAUCCUGAGCGCCCACAAGCUGGUCUUCAUCGGCGACACUCUGUCUCGCCAGGCGAAGGCCCAAGAGGUCCGCCAGAAGGUCACCCAUUACAGCAACCUGCUCUGCGACCUGCUCAAGGAGAUCGUGGCCAGCACUAAGACAGCUGCCCUCCAGUACCCGUCCCCAGUUGCUGCCAAAGACAUGGUGGAACGGGUGCACGAGUUGGCCAACAGCACUCAGCAGUUCCGGAUGGUCUUGGGGCAACUGACAGCCCUGUGAAGAAGCGGAGAGGUUCUUGGAUGAGUGAAUGGAUUGUAAAUAUUUUGUCCGGUUCCCCUGCCCCGCCUGUGGGGGACACUGACUUCUCCUUCCUUGGUAGACACAGACCAUGUCAGUCCUGGAUACCUGACCCCCAAUGUCUGGCUGCAGCCGAGAAGACGCUCCCAUCCUUUGCAACAAUUGUAGAGGGCAAAUAAUUAUAUUUUCCUGUUUGAUUCCAGAACUGUUUGGCUAAUGAUCACUAUUUAAAUCAAAUAAAGAAACUUACAAUCCAGUCUA